AAAGUUUUGCUUCAAUAACUGAAGGUAAAAUGAUGCUUUGCUGUGUUUUUUUGUUGACAAUAUUAAAGUAAGGCUGGAGGUUUAUCCUUUUUCCUCUGCCUCUGGAUCAGCUGACCCGCGGGUCUCACAGCUGUGCGCAACGCAGAGCAGAAAGAGAGCAUUCACAAUCAUGUUUUAUUACUAAAUGGGACAAUCAGUUGAAACUGUGAAGGGAAAUUUAUUGUAACUAAAUCACAAGAGAUGUUUGAAGCUUGUUUAUCAUGUGUUCAUAAACAAACGGCAUUUAAAUGGCAUUUAAUUUGCGUUAACAAGGCAUAACCGCAAAUAGGACUUUACUGUCCCCCAGAAUAUUUUACUGAGGAUGUUUUUCUGAAACCAGGUCUGUAUAACUGACGUCACCUCGUCUUUUUUAUAAGUGCGUCUUCAACCACCUGCAGCUGCAGCCGCUGAGAUCUGAAACGGAGAUCUGUACUGUAUUGCAACCUGAGCAAUUCAUUCACAUAUUUCUGGUGUAACAUGUAUUUAGUGCAAUCAUUAGAUUCUUAUUUUACUUCCACAAAAAGCUAAUUCUAGAUUAUAUUUUGCAAAAAACAGGGAUGGUUUGCCAUCAAAUUUAAAAUCUGUCCCUCGUUAAUUACAAGUCAGGCAGGGUGGCUCACUGGCUGCUUCCAAGCGAGUGACUUUCAAGUAGGGCUGCUCGAUUAUGGCAAAAAUAAUAAUCACGAUUAUUGUGACUGAAAUUGAGAUCUCGAUUAUUCUAGACGAUUUUUCAAUUAAUGUUUUUUAUUUGUUUUUAUUCUGUCAUAAAAUUGCUCAGGGCGCAAUCAGGACGAAAAUGAAUAAGAAACAAGAUGAUCACUAAAAUAACUCCUGAUUCCCAGUAUAAAAAGACCUAUAUACUUUUAGCUCAUAGUUUAUGACCCUAGGGCUAUAGACCUUGGUUUAACUCAUUUAAGUCUAACCAGUACAGACCCAAAUACCAAUAUCCUGCAAAUACUGACAGCAAGAAUAAUACAGUGGCAUUUAUAACAAAAAAUGCAAAUAAAUUAGGGAUGCUCCGAUCAGGUUUUAAUCUGCCGAUCACCGAUACCGAUCAGCCAAGAGGUCGAUCAUGGCCGAUCAGCCGAUUACCGAUACCAAUUACAUAGAUUGGCUGUAAAUUAUUCAUUUAUCUAUGGUGAGUUCUAAUGCAUGUGUUACAUAUUAAUUCAGAAAAAACAUGGUUUCACUUCACUUCAAAUUAUGUAAUAUCAGUAACAAUUUAUAAGAAAUUGAAAACAUUAAGGCUCUCUUUAGGCUACAAAUAGUGCAAAAAAAGUCAUUAUCUCACAUCACCGCCUAAAUCAAAUUAAGUAACCAAGGAUACAUUCAGAUACAUCCAGUGAGCUUUAAGCUCAGCAUUGACACGGGACUGACAUCUGAGCUCCAAAUGUCACUUGUGAAACUCACAGAGGAUGAGACGCUUUCUUUAAGGAGUCCCUCGAUGAAAGAUUACACUGUCUGGUGGAGCUCUGGAAGGGCUACGUUGGCGAAAUAUUAACGUCCCGGUAGCAUGUAGCGAGGUUCCAAGUGGGUUAGUAGUUGGCGGAAUCCGGCGUCUUCCACAACUGAAAAAGGCUUGUCGUCUAGUCCAAUAAACUCGAUGAUUUUACGGGUAAUUUGCUUAGCCUUUUGACUGUCGCGCUUAUAUGGGCGAGUGUUUCCAAGCGUCGGCUGCGUUAGCUGCCGUCUGACUGUGGCUGCAUUAGCAUUAGCUGGCUUCUUUUCAUUGUCUGCGGUGAGCCUCAAAAACUCACCAUGCUCCGCCAAGUGUUUAGUCUUUAAAUGUCGGAUCAAAUUCGUUGUGUUGAAUUUUUUUGAAGUGCUUCCUCCGCGGGGUAUGUUUUCGUUGCAAGUGUUGCAAGACGCAAACUUAAUAUCACUCUCGCACACCGUAAAGAAGUUCCACACGGCAGACAUGUUUGUCUUUGCGGGUUUGCCGCCACGCGCAUGCGCACUAAGCGGGGAGAAGUGGAAGGGUGGACUACCGGCCGGGAAGAGUAAGCGCCAGUGCCAGAUCGGAAAUGAAAGGCAGUGAUCGGCGAUCACAGAUCACACACUUUUGCAGGAAAAUCGGCCGAUAAUUAUCUGUGGCCGAUCAAUCGGAGCACCCCUAAAAUAAAUUGAUUUUCACAAAAUUUUGCAUAAUAUGCAUUUAGUCAUGUCAAGGUGCUGUAGGAGCGUGUACUAGCACCGUGUCCUCAGAGAGAUUAGUUAUUAUUUAUCAGCGUGAGGAACUUAUUUCUAUCUGUUUCUAUUUUAUUUAUAAACUAUUUAUUUACAGGUCCAUCAGUUAAUAUAAUAAUUGUCCCAACCACAGCUGCACCCCCCACCCCCCAACCCGGUCUCGCAGCAAUCGGGCAAGCUGCACGUGUGUUUAGUGCGCCGCACGUGCACAUUUAGCUGUUUUUAUCGGCUCAGGAGCCCGCAGGUACGGUGUGUGUCACUCACUCUGGUUAGUCCAACAGGAAGCCGGCUCUGAGAACCGUUUCUGUAGCCACCGACACAUCACUACAUCAUUCCCUCUCCUAAUGUCCUGAAGAACAGUCGGGAGCACAGGCGGAGUGUUUAGCUAACCUGCAGGAAAUGUCAACGACAGUUAUCCAGAAAGUAACUAAGGGUUACCAGAGAUGUUUCUGAGAUGUUCUCCAGGUACUUUUAGGAUUAAAAAAGUCAAGAAGGGGGUCUGAAAAGCUGUUAGAAAUAGCGCCAAAGUCGCUAAGUUGGCAACACUGUGGGAGGAGCGCUUCAUUUGCAACUCAGGGCAGCGCAAGUGGGAGGAGCAAAUAAUCGGCUUGUUUUGUUUUUAUAAUCGUUCAAAACUCAGAUCGUUAUUGGGAUUAAAAUUCGAUUAAUUGAGCAGCCCUACUUUCAAGUGCAUGGAGCGACGUGUUGGAGGCCCCUGAUCUAUGGCAUUCAUCACUCUUGCAGUAGUUAUUUUAUUUCAUACAGAUGGAUGUAAACGGCCAGUUUGGCAGAUUGAGGACAUUUUAUGGGCCUCCUUUUUCUUGGUAGCAACAUACCUCUAGGUCUAGUCAUUUGACAUUUCAGAGAUUGCAGGUUGACCAUACAUUGUUCAAAAAAGAGCACACUUUGUGUGUCUAGCUUAUCGAGGAAGUAAGUCGUAAUGUGAAGUUUAGAUGAGUCCCCUCCCUCGUUGUUCUUCCCCAUUGUCAAGGGACACAGUCUCAUGUAGGCCAGUACCAGGCCAUGGUAUAGUACACUUUGUGUCUUGUGCAGCAGGAGGGAUGCUGGUAGAACAAUGACUCUUUGCCUGUUCACAACAGCUCCUUCGGAACAGCCCUCUGUUUGAAUUGGACCAUCAUCACCCUGUAAGGGUAUUUAUCACUGAGAGCAAACUGCAUCCAGAGGAGGGAGUAGACUUUGAUAUGUGGCCUUCAUACAUAGACAAAGUUUUGGAGAAUUCAUUAUGAAGCUUGGUGUAGACGAGAGACGAGUAGACAACAGGACAAUCUACAUCGGUCACCAGUCCUCUCUUGUCAAUGAGGAUUUCAUCCCACCCAAGUUCUGUGACAACAGGAUUGUGUCAUCCAAGUACACAGUGUGGAACUUUCUACCAAAGAACUUGUUUGAACAGUUUAGAAGAAUUGCCAAUUUCUACUUCCUCAUCAUCUUCUUGGUGCAGGUGAUAGUGGAUACCCCCACCAGCCCAGUCACCAGUGGCCUACCUUUAUUUUUUGUCAUUACAGUAACUGCUAUCAAACAGGGAUAUGAAGAUUGGCUACGGCACAAAGCUGAUCGCGAAGUGAACAAGUACCAAGUGACUGUGCUUGAGAAUGGCCAAGAGACGCCAAAAGAGAGUGAGAACAUCAAGGUUGGAGACAUUGUUCAAGUGAAGGAAAACGAGACCUUCCCCUGUGAUUUGAUUCUUCUGCAGUCUACUAGAGAUGAUGACACAUGUUUUGUGACCACAGCAAGUCUGGACGGAGAGUCCAACCAUAAGACACACUACACGGUGCCAGAUAUCGAGAGGGAUCUGAAAUCUCUAAAUGCCACCAUUGAGUGUGAACAACCACAGCCUGACCUUUACAAGUUUAAUGGCCGAAUGCACAUCUACAAAACCAAUCAGGAUCCCGCCGUGAGGUCAUUAGGCCCAGAAAACCUGCUGCUGAAGGGAGCAACUCUAAAGAACACUCAGAAGAUAUGUGGUGUUGCAGUUUACACAGGCAUGGAGACAAAAAUGGCUCUGAACUAUCAGGGCAAAUCUCAAAAACGAUCCGCUGUUGAGAAGUCCAUCAAUGCAUUUCUUCUGGUUUACCUUUGCAUACUGCUGAGCAAGGCGCUUGUGUGCACCACACUUAAAUAUGUUUGGCAGAGCAAACCUGGACAGGACGAGCCAUGGUACAACAAGAAAACUCAGAAGGAGAAAGACACAAACCUGUACUUAAAAAUGUUCACAGACUUCCUGUCCUUCAUGGUCCUUUUUAACUUCAUAAUUCCGGUGUCCAUGUACGUCACAGUGGAGAUGCAGAAGUUUUUAGGAUCUUUUUUCAUCACCUGGGACAAAGAUUUUUUUGAUCCUGAAAUCCAGGAGGGAGCACUGGUCAAUACAUCAGACCUGAAUGAAGAGCUGGGACAGGUGGAGUACGUCUUCACAGACAAGACCGGCACCCUGACUCAGAACAACAUGGAGUUCAUUGAGUGCUGCAUCGAUGGUUUCCAGUACAAGCAUCGGGGUGCGAGCUCCGAGUUGGACGGCUUUUGUGUCACAGAUGGACCCGUGAACAAACUUCAGCAGAAAGCUGGCAGGGAGAAGGAGGAGCUGUUUCUGCGUGCGCUUUGUCUCUGCCACACUGUCCAGGUGAAGGAGUCUACAGAGCAGGAUCAAAGAGAGGACAAUCUAGAUCAGGUGGAUGGUUUAAGGAUAGAUGAAAAUGUGCUCCAGCCACCACAAAAGGAGAGAGGCUUUAUAGCUUCCUCACCUGAUGAGAUAGCACUGGUCAAGGGUGCAAUGAGGUACGGCUUCACGUUUCUGGGCCUGGAAAGCAAAACCAUGAAAAUUCUUAACAGGAAUAAGGAUGUAGAAAUGUACGAUCUACUUCAUGUGCUGAACUUUGACCCUGUGAGGAGGCGAAUGAGCGUGAUAGUCAGAUCUGGAUCAGGCGAAAUGCUGCUUUUCUGUAAGGGAGCAGACUCUUCUAUCUUCCCUCGAGUCAGACAAGAGGAGGUGGAACGGAUACGAUUGCAUGUAGAACGCAAUGCAACGGAGGGUUACAGGACGCUGUGUGUGGCCUACAAACGUCUCAGCGAAGAGGAGUACGCUCAGGCCGAUGCAGGACUGAGGGAAGCGAGACUGGCUCUGCAGGACAGAGAGGAGAAGCUUCUGGCUGUUUACAACCAGGUGGAGACUGGAAUGAGUCUGAUUGGAGCUACUGCUGUGGAAGAUCGCCUUCAAGAGGAGGCAGCAGAGACGAUGGAAGCUUUGCAGAGAGCAGGGAUGAAGGUUUGGGUCCUAACGGGGGACAAGAUGGAGACAGCCAAGUCUACCUGCUAUGCCUGUGGUUUAUUCCAGAGGAAAACAGAACUGUUGGAGCUCACUGUGCGUACUUUAGAGGAUGGAGAGAGGAAGCGUGAGGAGCGACUUCAUGAACUUUUGGGUGAAUACCAUAAGAGAGCUGUUCAGGAUGCUCCACCGGUAAAGGCAGGUGGCACCAGGGUCUGUUUUGCGUCGAACCAGGAUUAUGGUUUUAUCAUUGAUGGAGCUUCUUUAUCUAUGGUGCUCAAUUCAUCCUCUGAAUCCAACAUGAGGAGUUACAAGGACCUGUUCCUACAGAUUUGUCAAAACUGUACAGCUGUUCUUUGCUGCCGCAUGGCUCCAUUACAGAAGGCACAGAUAGUUAAAAUGGUGAAAAGCUCUAAAGGAAGUCCCAUCACUCUUUCCAUUGGAGAUGGAGCUAAUGAUGUCAGCAUGAUUUUGGAAGCUCAUGUUGGCAUUGGCAUCAAGGGUAAGGAAGGUCGGCAGGCGGUGAGAAACAGCGAUUAUGCUAUCCCUAAACUCAAACACCUCAAGAAACUGUUGUUGGCUCACGGCCAUCUGUAUUAUCAUCGCAUCGCACACCUGGUGCAGUAUUUCUUUUACAAGAAUCUUUGCUUCAUCCUACCGCAGUUUUUAUACCAGUUUUUCUGUGGAUAUUCUCAGCAACCCCUGUAUGAUGCAGCCUAUCUGACGAUGUACAACAUCUGCUUCACCUCCAUGCCUAUCCUGGCCUACAGCCUUUUGGAGCAGCGCAUCAGCAUUGAGGAUCUCAUAGAAGACGCUGCCCUCUACAGUGAGAAUGCCAAGAACGCCAUGCUGCGGUGGGGAUUAUUCCUCUACUGGACUGGUCUUGGAGCUUUCCACGGUUUAGUCUUCUUCUUUGGUGUUCGAUUCCUGUUCAGUAAUCCAGCCCUGCAGGACAAUGGACAGGUUUUUGGUAACUGGUCAUAUGGAACGAUUGUGUUUACUGUGCUCGUCUUUACUGUUACAUUAAAGCUGGCUCUGGACACACGACAUUGGACAUGGAUCAACCACUUUGUAAUCUGGGGUUCUUUGGCCUUCUACGUGUUUUUCAGCUUCUUCUGGGGAGGAAUAAUUUGGCCUUUCAUGAAGCAGCAGCGUCUGUACUUUGUGUUUGCCAACAUGUUGAGCUCUGUGUCGGCAUGGCUGGUCAUCAUCUUGCUCAUCCUGCUCAGCCUACUGCCAGAGAUCCUGCUUGUGGUACUCCGUAACCCCCGGGGCCCUUACACUCGAAAGAAGAAGCGGGUUCAGUCGAGUGCAGGGGGCCUCCAGGUUCCCCAGUCUCCAGUCAGGCCGCUGCUUAUGAGAACCUUUUCAGAAGAGUCCCGUACGGUCAUUUAAACAGCUGUCAAAGAGUGCCCUUCUACAAACAUCCAGAUUGCAGCCGUCACACCUCUAUCCUACAAGCACCUGAAUGAGCAGAAGUGAAAGGCAGCCAGGACUUGCCGCUUCAUCUGCUUUCUAAAGGAGGGAGAAGAUCUGGAGCUAUGUCAGUUUGAGGUUUUUUUUUUUUUUUACUGCCCAACGCAUGUCUGCAGGGCAGUGGCCAGUUUUAUUUUAAUUAUUAUUACUACCCUGGACAAUGAACACAAGUUCUUCUUUUACUUUUCUUUUUUAACUAUUUGCUUAAAACGACGCACACGCAGCUGCCUUGCCAGUAGCUCUCUAUGAAACAUUGUUUCAUCGAGUAGUUGUGUAUCCACUCCAAGAAUGGCACAUCUGCAUGACUCCAGAAGAACACCUGUGUUCAGACACGGUUUCCUGCAUUUUACUGUAUUUUAACAACAAGGUUAUUCUACUUUAAAGGAUUGUUCACCUUUCUUUUAAUAGUUUUUCUUAUAUUUCUGAAAAAAAAUCUACAAAUCUGAACCAUUCCAGAUGAAUAACAAAUAAGUUACUGAAUGCAGUUUUAAUUUAACUAAAAUCUGCUCACAGACGUGGUUUGUAGACAUCAAAGUGAUUAUUUCGUGCUGUUACAUCUGAUAUUGGAUGUAAGAGGGGUUACUAGAGGCCAUACUAUCACUGAAUCCAAAAAGUCCUGUUUUUUAUGCAAUACAUCUAAUAAGAUGUUAGGAUUGUCACCUAAAUAUUCUAACCUCAAGUUAUUUAAGAGAAAAAAAAUAAUAUAUGUUCUGUGUGCUUGGUAGCUUCGAUAAGUGUAUUAGCGUCUGCUCAAAGCCAAAUACAGAAGAUGAUGAACGCUGUGCGAUCAGAUUGGUCCUCACAAGUGUGACCGUAAAGUGACAGAGGCGUGUUAAAUAGAUUAAGGUGUCUGGUCUGGUCGGUUAGACAUUUUUUCUGCACUACUAAAGAAACUGGUGUGUUUGCUGUAAUUCUGAUGAUUGAGGCACAUUAUCUAUGCCUGAACACACACGCACUUACUAGUUAGAUUAGAAGAGAUUACACAACCAAUAACCCACACACAGGUGUACUAGAGCCUAAAAGUUUUUCAUUGUCAUGAUUUAGUUGCUGCUACAGGUGAAGUUGGAGUAUAAAAUAACAACAUUAGCAGAAUCAGAAGUGUGAAAGCCACAUGGGCUUUACCCUUUCUGCUUGGAUCUCCUGGAUUUGCCACCUUUUUGGUCCCUCUUUAACUUUUUUACACAGUUCUUUAUGCAUUCCAUCUAAAUGAGAUUUUUGGCACUUUUGAACUCUUGUUCUACAUUUUUACUUCUUGUUUAUCUUCCACAAACAUUCACAUAUUAAGUGUGUGUUUACUCGCAAAUUGUAUUUUUUUUAAUGACAUGAUUCAUUAUUUUAUUUUAAUUCUGAAGAUUGUUCAGCUUUGUGCCAGUUCCCUUGGUGUGUGUGGUUCUCGUUGUGUGACGGGCAGCCCCUUCCAGCGUACGUAUCAACCUCAGAGUCACAUUUGUCAGGUGACCUAGGUCUCAGAUUAAAAUGGAAAACCAUUAAAUGUUCAUCUUAAAUGUUUUUCUUUCACCGAUUAUUAUAGAAACUAUUUUUGCUGACUAAAGUCAGACUAAAAUUGUGCCAUCUGGCAAAUCAAAUCUAAAAAUAAGGCCAAAUUAAAGUUAUACAGACUUUUUUUGUGCUGAGCUGAUUUCA
Molecule: messenger RNA, 8623 nt
Organism: Nothobranchius furzeri (turquoise killifish)
Lineage: Eukaryota; Metazoa; Chordata; Actinopteri; Cyprinodontiformes; Nothobranchiidae
Gene: atp11c
Product: ATPase phospholipid transporting 11C
Biological process (GO): phospholipid translocation
Cellular component (GO): endoplasmic reticulum; plasma membrane; recycling endosome
Molecular function (GO): ATP binding; magnesium ion binding; ATPase-coupled intramembrane lipid carrier activity
Source: RefSeq, a predicted model, not a curated record